UUUAAAUGAUGCAGUAUGGAGAAUUGGAGAGAGAACAGUUUUUUGGCAAGUUUUCUAUCAAAUCCAGGGACAUGAGCAAUGUUUUUCUCCAUAUCCCAGGUUUGUUUCCUGAGCACUUGAUCGAGGUCAUGAGCAAAGAGUUGGCGCUAAAUGAUUACGUAAGAGAGGCCACAUGUGCCAAGAAAUUCAAAGAGCUUUUAAAGGACCACCCCUUCUUCUAUGUGCCUGAUAUGGUGGAUGAACUGUGCAGCCAGCACGUCCUCAUCACCGUCCUGGUGCCUGGCUUCCCCCUGGACCAAGCUAAUGACUUCUCCCAGGAGCUCAGGAACGAGAUCUGUGAGCAUAUAUUCAUUCUGUGCUUGAGGGAGCUGUUUGAGUUCAGGUACAUGCAGACAGAUCCAAACUGGUCCAACUUCUUCUUUGAUCCCCAAACUCACAGGGUUGCGCUUCUAGAUUAUGAGGCCACACUUAGCGUUGAUAAAAGUUUCACUGACAUCUACAUCGAGAUAAGCCUACAGGAGGAUCAAUCAGUCUUACUUAAAAAAACAUGAUAUACCUCAAUUAGCAAAGCGAAAGUAAUUUAAACCUCAAAAGAAACUUCAAAAAGUUGCUCUUCGUCACCAGGUCAUCAAGGCGGCAGCAAACCAAAACAGUUCUUCAGCGGUCGAGGGACAUGAAGUUCCUCACGGGCUACGAAUCAAAGGUACGGAGCACCUCACCAACUUGAUCAGAUCAGCAACAGCUAAAAAGGUCAAUUUAAUGUUGACUGUUGAAUUGAUCUGCAACCCCAGGCGAUGGAGAACGCCCACGUGGAUGCAGUGAUGAUUUUGGGGUAGGCCUUCUCAUUCGAGGAACCGUUUGACUUUGGGGCCCAGAGCACAACAGACCGUAUUCAUAGUCUGAUCCCUAUUAUGCUGAGAGAGCGCCUGACCCCUAGCCUGGUUCUGCCCUCCUACGUACUUCCGCUCAUUUUUUAUUUUGCUUCUGUACUAGGUCUGGCCAUGAGGUACGUAAGUCAGAUGUCUCCGGUAGAUUUUCUACCGGCGAAUGAGCGAACAGAGGGAGUGGCUGAGAACGAUGACGUUGAUGUUGUGCGCUAGUCUGUGUUGUAGUUCCAUAAUGGCGGCGGGGAAAGAUGCGAGCAAAGCCAUUCUGUCCGUUGUGGCAACACUGCCGAAUAUCUAUUAACUAAAGCCGGAACAAGAACAAGUUUUGCUGAGUUUUGUUGGUGGCCAUGAUGUUGUGGCCCUCCUCCCCACAGGGUUCGGGAACAGUUUGAUUUUGCAGCUACGGCAGCUAUCUCUGUUAUAAUAGUGGUGAAGGAAUUGGCAAACACUAGCGAUUGGUUAUGGCAGAUCAGAGUGGCUCUGGGCAGAUCCAAUAGUUUUAAACUUCAACAGAGUACCCGCCUACAAGGAAGUCAACGCUUGUCAAUGGAGCGAGACCAGACUCUCUGUACAAAUGAAAUGUACGAGAGUCUGGUUAGGACCAGGCUACCUGACCCCACCUCCGGAGGAGAACCUCUGAUGGACUCCGAUGGACCCUCCAUCGCAAGAAGGGGCGGCUCAUUCCUCAUCUGUUCGCUGCUGGGCGCCAAGGUUGCCUGUAAGGACAUGUUCCAGGAGGCGUACACUAAGUACUGGAAAAAUAGGCCAGAUACAGCGCCCAGCCAGCCCUCAGCCCUGAGCUUAACCAGGACACAAGUACAUCAGGUGUAUGGUGUCCUGAUAUGGCCAGUUGAACUUCAUGAGUUGAGUGUGAAUGUAUUGAAAUGUGCUGAGGUAUCUUUUUCAUAAAGUAUCUGUGAUAAACUGUUAAAAUGUACAAUGCUUUAAAAAAGACUCAUUCCACUGAAACACAAUGCACUA
This is a messenger RNA of Osmerus eperlanus (European smelt), 1868 nucleotides long. RefSeq names its product coenzyme Q8A, genome duplicate b (gene coq8ab). NCBI's taxonomy places the organism in Eukaryota, Metazoa, Chordata, Actinopteri, Osmeriformes, Osmeridae. Gene Ontology annotation, biological process: ubiquinone biosynthetic process. The record is from RefSeq and is a predicted model, not a curated record.